CCUCCCUGUGGAACAAUUUCAAACCCGUUCGAAAAUCACAGGGCGUAAAAAAAAAAGUGCGAAGUUGGGAGGGGCCCCCUUCUGUCAACGCGAUUAGCGCGCGCAUGAGGUAUACCCGGUUGGCGAUUCCUCUGUUUGGUAACUCCUCUGAUUGGCGACUCCUUUCAUUGGCAACUCCUUUCAUUGGCGACUCCUUUCAUUGGCGACUCUUUCCUUUGGACCAACUUGACCUCCUUCCUUUCACUUCUUUUCCCCACGGUGAGAGAUGCGGGACCGACGCGCGAAGGCGCGGCCAAAGAUGGGACACUACCACGUGGGUGUGCACAGAUGGAAUGGAAAGGGAGGGGCCGCUGGCGAUGCGGUGAAAAGUCGCCAGGUGUACAACCCUAUGGGAACACACCCUCGCAGCGCCAACUGCCAUAUAGGAAUCUCCAACGGGGAAAACUUACACCUUUGCGAAAGGGGGGGAGACCAGUCGCGUCCCCCUAAUCGGAUUGAUCUUUGCGGGUGUACCUACUUGUGUGAAAUUUUUUUUUCUUUUUUUCCCCCGCCCCUGAGUUAAGCAUUUCCAAAAUGGUGUGUACGGACGGACUGCUUAUCGUCCAUGUUUAGAAAAAAAAAAAAAAUAACAUCCUGGAGAAUGCCUCCCCACCUAACGUCGAUUUUAAUUUUUCUACCGAUCGGUUAACGCAAAGUAGUUU
This is a messenger RNA of Plasmodium vivax (malaria parasite P. vivax), 701 nucleotides long. RefSeq lists its product as hypothetical. The coding region runs from base 266 to 562 and encodes 98 amino acids. The record is from RefSeq and is a predicted model, not a curated record. The transcript has a single exon. Lineage: Eukaryota; Apicomplexa; Aconoidasida; Haemosporida; Plasmodiidae.